Messenger RNA from Spathaspora passalidarum NRRL Y-27907, 1400 nucleotides. RefSeq names its product nicotinate phosphoribosyltransferase (gene NPT1). The transcript has a single exon. The coding region runs from base 54 to 1307 and encodes 417 amino acids. Gene Ontology annotation, biological process: NAD+ biosynthetic process. The record is from RefSeq and is a predicted model, not a curated record. Lineage: Eukaryota; Fungi; Ascomycota; Pichiomycetes; Serinales; Debaryomycetaceae. Gene Ontology annotation, molecular function: nicotinate phosphoribosyltransferase activity.
AAGUCAAAUACUCUUGACAACAGUUACAACUUACUACUAGUAAACACACAACAAUGGAACCAAUUAUCACUUCGUUGUUAGACACCGAUCUAUACAAAUUGUUUAUGCACGCUGCUGUUCAUAAACAUUUCCCCAAUGUCCCAGUAAUCUACAAAUACACCAAUCGUACUCCCCAAUUAAAAUUGAAUAAGGACGCUAUUCAAUGGGUCAAACAUCAAAUUCAAUCAUUGGAAAAUUUGAGAUUUACUAAUGAAGAAAUUGAAUUUGUAAAGAAAACAUUACCUCAAUUCCCAGCCGAAUAUUUUGAAUAUUUACAAACAUUCAAGUUCAAACCAGAAGAACAAAUCAAGUACCUUGAUGGUGAUGACGAUUUGAAGUUGGAAGUUGCUGGGAAUUGGCAAGAUACUAUUCUUUACGAGAUACCAUUAUUAGCACUUAUUUCCGAGGCAUAUUUCAAGUUUGUGGAUACUGACUGGAGUUAUGACGGACAGUAUGAACAAGCCUUGGACAAGGUCAGACAAUUGGUGGGGAACAAAUGUGCCUUUAGUGAAUUUGGAACUAGAAGAAGAAGAUCGCUUAAAGCUCAAGAGAUUGUUGUUCAAGCCAUGAGCGACUUUAGAAAGGAGAACCCCGAGUUGGGUGCCAAGUACAUCGCUGGUACUUCCAACGUUCAUUUAGCCAUGAAGUACUCGUUUAUGCCAACAGGGACUGUGGCACAUGAAUGGUAUAUGGGAAUUGCGUCAAUCACGCAAAAUUACCCGGAAGCCAACAGGAUAGCCAUGGAUUACUGGAUUGACACCUUUGGUAAAGAGAAUGCUGGAUUAGCAUUGACUGAUACGUUUGGUACUGACAAUUAUUUGUCAGUUUUCAAGCCUCCAUAUUCGGAUGCAUAUGUUGGGGUCAGACAAGAUUCAGGAGAUCCUGAAGUAUUUGCUGAGAAGGUUGCUGCUCAUUAUGCUAAAUUGAACUAUCCCAAGAAUUCGAAGGUUAUUUGCUUUAGUGAUUCGUUAGAUAUUGAAAAAUGUUUAAAGUAUAGAAAGAAAGCUGAUGAAUUGGGGCUACUUACUACUUUUGGUGUGGGGACAUUCUUUACCAAUGAUUUUAUCUCUACGACUACUGGUAAGAAGUCUGCUCCAUUAAACAUUGUUAUAAAGUUGAGAGAAGCAAACGGACAAUUUGCGAUCAAGAUUAGUGAUAAUAUUGGUAAGAAUAUGGGAGAUCCAGCCACUGUGAAGCGAGUCAAACAAGAGUUGGGAUACAUAGAGAAGGAGUGGGAAGAAGGUGACGAAACUCAUAGAUGGACUUAGUUUAGCAACAGCUGUAGUGUACGCAGCAACAGCCGUAGUAUACCUAGCAAUAACUAUAGUAUACCAGCAACAGCCGUAGUAUACCAGCAAUAG